Messenger RNA from Peromyscus eremicus (cactus mouse), 789 nucleotides. It is a transcript of the gene Cxcl10, whose product is annotated as C-X-C motif chemokine ligand 10. The record is from RefSeq and is a predicted model, not a curated record. Gene Ontology annotation, biological process: neutrophil chemotaxis; antimicrobial humoral immune response mediated by antimicrobial peptide; chemokine-mediated signaling pathway. The transcript has 4 exons. Gene Ontology annotation, cellular component: extracellular region. Gene Ontology annotation, molecular function: chemokine activity; CXCR chemokine receptor binding. Lineage: Eukaryota; Metazoa; Chordata; Mammalia; Rodentia; Cricetidae. Bases 50 to 346 code for a protein of 98 amino acids.
CUAACACACGUCCUGAGCCAGCCAGCCAGAAGCCUCCACAGUCAGCACCAUGAACCCAAGCGCUGUCCUGGUUUUCUGCCUCAUCCUGCUGAGUCUGAGUGGGACUCAAGGGAUCCCUCUCUCGAGAACAGUACGCUGCUCCUGCAUCAAAAUUGAUGACCGACCGGUAAAACCGAGGGCCUUAGGAAAACUGGAAAUUAUUCCUGCAAGCCAAUCCUGUCCACGAAUCGAGAUCAUUGUCACAAUGAAGAAAACUGAAGAGAAGAGAUGUCUGAAUCCAGAAUCUGAGGCCGUCAAGAGUUUGUUGAAACUGAUUAGCAAAAACAGGUCUAAACGAGCCCCUUAACCAGAGAGCAGCUGAUCACCGCAGGGCUGUGACCAACAGGCGGCGGCAGAGAGCCUCUCUCUCCAUCCCUUCCCUUUCCACGGUGUAUGGCUAGCCUUAAUUGUCCCUGGUUCUCCUGAAAGGUGACCAACCAUGGUCACAUCUGCUGCUAUUCCUGGUGACGUCAGGUCACUACUCCUGAAGGACGAUGGACAGUUCAUCAUCCUGAGACAAUAGUAACUCCAGUGAUAAGAGUUCCCAGCUCCACUAAGAGCUGGUCCUGAGUUCUCAAACAGCUGCACUAGCUCUCCUGGCCCUGUACUGUAAGCUAUGCUGAGGUGCUACACCCCCAGCCUUGUGCCAAGUCCUGCCUGCUCCCCACACACUCCUCAUCUUCCUAUCUUAGGUGUAUUAGGAGAUCUCUUCAGUUCUGAGUUACCUAAGUUCAUUUAUUUCAAAUACAG